Molecule: messenger RNA, 1746 nt
Organism: Fusarium redolens
Lineage: Eukaryota; Fungi; Ascomycota; Sordariomycetes; Hypocreales; Nectriaceae
Product: methyltransferase TYW3-domain-containing protein
Exons: 4
Coding region: 1-1746 (581 amino acids)
Cellular component (GO): cytoplasm
Molecular function (GO): phosphoadenylyl-sulfate reductase (thioredoxin) activity
Source: RefSeq, a predicted model, not a curated record
AUGCCUGCCUUCAUCUCCCAAACAUCCUCGCAGGUGUCACUCACCGACAUCAAGCUUGAGUGCGAGUCAGGCUAUGUUUCUGGACAAAACUCAGAAUACUCGUCACCAUCGUCAUCAACCACUCUCCCUCAGGUCUCUCUCACCAAGGCCCACAUCAACCACCUCAACAACAUGCUCGAGGAUAUGCACCCCAUGGACAUCCUCCGAUUCUGCAAGGUCAUGUUCCCUAACCUGUACCAAUCGACUGCCUUCGGCCUGACCGGUCUCGCAACCAUGGACAUGCUCUCCAAGAUCCAGAGGGAGCACCCCAACUCUCCCACUGUCGACCUCAUCUUCCUGGAUACCUUGUACCACUUCAAGGAGACAUACGACCUUGUCGAUCGAGUUAAGGAGCGAUACCCCAAUGUCCCUGUCCACAUCUUCAAGCCCGAUGGCGUCAACACUACCGAAGAGUUCGAGGACAUGUACGGAAAGGAGAUGUGGAACACCGCCAGUGAGAUGUAUGACUGGAUUGCCAAGGUUGAGCCUCUUCAGCGAGCUUAUGAUGAGCUCAAGGUUGCUGCCGUCCUCAACGGUCGUCGACGAUCCCAGGGCGCAGCCCGUGGUUCCAUCCCCAUCAUCGAAGUUGACGAUGAGCGUGGCGUUGUCAAGAUCAACCCCCUGGCCACUUGGUCUUUCAAGCAAGUCAACAACUACAUCAAGGAGAACAAUGUUCCCUACAACGCUCUCCUCGAUCAAGGCUACAAGUCCAUCGGUGACUGGCACUCCACCGCCCCCGUCAAGGAGGGUGAAGAUGAGCGAGCUGGCCGAUGGAAGGGCCAAGACAAGACUGAGUGUGGUAUUCACAACAAGAAGUCUCGAUACGCCGAGUUCGUUGCCAUGAUGGAGCGCAAGCAGCAAGAGGAGAAGCUUGCUGCUGCUCUCGAGAAAGUGGCUCUGCCCACCGACUUCGCUUCUUCUCCGCCCGCCUUUAUUGAAAGAAAGAAGAAUAUUCUCGAACAGCUUGCGAUUCCAGAUACAGAAUACACAGAUGCUUCGCCGAAAGGCUCUGUAGAUGAGGGGAUCAGGGAUCUUAUUGAUGAAAUCAACCAACAAUCCGGAUUUGUCACUACCAGCAGCUGCGCAGGCCGUGUCAGUGUUUUCCUUGAAGGGAGAAGAGUUGCCGAGACUGAAGGAGAAGAUGAACGGGUAGCAGGUGUUGGUGGAAAAGGCGCUGGGGGAGCGUGGUUGUUCGUUUCCCAUGAUCCAGUACCUGACAAGGGUGAUGGACGUACAGACUGGAGCAGUUUAUUUGGACUCCAGGAAUCUACAGAGGCACAGGAGAGAACUGGAGAAGUGAAAGAGAGAAGACUUAUUCACUUCAAGUUCGAGGCAAUGAUCCUCCACGUCCUCACAGCAUCACCUGAGCAUGCUCAACUACUUCUGCGAUGUGGCCUACAAGCAGGGUUUCGCGAGUCGGGUGCCCUCAACAUCAUCCCCAAUGCCAAGGAUGCCGCAACUCCCAUGGUGGCUAUACGGACAAUGGGACUUGCCUUUGAGUCUCUCAUCGGGCAGCAAGUUGACGGUCAUCGACAACGCAUAGUCUCACCCGAGUAUCUCCAGACACUUGUCCAGAUUGCCAACGAGCGCUUUGUCGAGAAUAAGAAGCGCAUCGAACGCUUCCAGAAUGCCUUCAGACAUGCCGUCUCUGCUCCAGCACCGCGGAAAGGAAGCGUGCUGAGGGCCUGCGAAAGAAAGCCGAGCUGA